GCCCCCGCCCCGCAGGCUCUCCCUCCCGGGCCCGGGCCCCUCCCCGCCCCCGGCUCACCGCCGCCCUCCCGCCAGUGUCUCCCCUGCGGCCCCGGGGGCAAAGGCCGCUGCUUCGGGCCCAGCAUCUGCUGCGGGGACGAGCUGGGCUGCCUCGUGGGCACGGCCGAGGCGCUGCGCUGCCAGGAGGAGAGCUACCUGCCGUCGCCCUGCCAGUCGGGCCAGAAGCCGUGCGGGAGCGGGGGCCGCUGCGCCGCCGCCGGCAUCUGCUGCAAUCCGGACGGCUGCCGCGGCGACCCCGCCUGCGACCCCGAGGCCGCCUUCUCCCAGCUCUGAGACCCGCCGGCCCCCGACACCGUCGGAGCGCAGCCCUCGCUCCCUCCGUAGCCACCCCCAGGAAUUAUGACUAUUAAAUAAAGCAGAUUUUUUCCCC
Molecule: messenger RNA, 430 nt
Organism: Lipotes vexillifer (Yangtze River dolphin)
Lineage: Eukaryota; Metazoa; Chordata; Mammalia; Artiodactyla; Lipotidae
Product: neurophysin 2-like
Exons: 2
Cellular component (GO): secretory granule; extracellular region
Molecular function (GO): V1A vasopressin receptor binding; neurohypophyseal hormone activity; oxytocin receptor binding
Source: RefSeq, a predicted model, not a curated record